AAUAUGGAGACUAUUUUGAACGAUACAGCAUUGUUCACAGCAAACCUUACGGGAAUUAAUGGAACCAAACUUUACUUUUCACAGGACUUGGAAAUGGAGCCUUUCUAUGCUCUGGCCAUAGACUUGAUAAGGUAUGUGCUCCCUAUCAUCAUAUUUGUUGGAACAUUUGGAAAUGUAAUGAGUUUUGUUAUCUUGGUACAAAGAGAAAUGCGACAGACCUCUACAUUUUUCUACUUGGCCACACUAGCGGUGGCUGACACUGGAGUCCUGUACCUAAGUGCAUUCAAAACUUGGUUUAGAGUACUAACUGGAUAUGAACUGCUACACCAGAGUGAUGCUGCCUGCAAGAUCUUGAUAUUUCUGACCCAUUUCUUUGUCCAUUUUUCUGCCUGGUUGAUUGUUGCUAUUACAGUAGAGCGCUUCUUGGCUGUGUGGUUUCCACUUCGAGCCACAACGAUGUGCAGUCUGGCGAGGGCCAAAUUUGCCACAGCAAUGAUUGCAAUGAUCUUCAUCUUAAUCAACAGUCAUAUAUUCUGGACAGCUGAACUGUACUCAUUACCCAGCGGCCAGGUUAGAUGUAUGUCCUAUGCCUAUCAGAACCUUGUCUGUGUAGUUUUUCCCUGGAUAUAUCUCGUUUUGUACUCCUUUCUCCCUGUGUUAGUAUUGCUUUUAUUCAACACUUUGAUUAUUGUAAACCUAGUCAAGACCAAAUCCUUGUUUCAAGCCAUGACCAAAACUGACCAACAGAUGCGUUACGAUCACCAAAAACUGGCUAUCUGCUUACUUGUCAUUUCCUUUACAUGGAUCUUCACAACUUUGCCACGGCCACUUUACCAAUUACUUAUGAAGACACCAACAAGUACUGAAAAACAAGCGGAGGCACUCUUUGUCCGUACACUGAGCUUUAUACUGAUGUAUAUUAACCAUGCUGUGAAUUUCUUCAUCUACGGAAUCACAGGGCAAAGAUUUAGGAUGGAGCUGAAGCGUUUGUUUCUGUGCCGUGUUCAUCUCAGAAAACCAAAGGUCAAAUCCACUAAGAUACGUACAUCCAGUGGGGUUGGUUCUGGUCACGAAACGUCUUUUUCCUCUUGUCAGCACACCUCAGACUGA
This is a messenger RNA of Saccostrea cuccullata (small rock oyster), 1110 nucleotides long. RefSeq names its product growth hormone secretagogue receptor type 1-like. The coding region runs from base 4 to 1110 and encodes 368 amino acids. Gene Ontology annotation, biological process: G protein-coupled receptor signaling pathway. Lineage: Eukaryota; Metazoa; Mollusca; Bivalvia; Ostreida; Ostreidae. The transcript has a single exon. Gene Ontology annotation, molecular function: G protein-coupled receptor activity. The record is from RefSeq and is a predicted model, not a curated record. Gene Ontology annotation, cellular component: membrane.